AUGGCGGAUAAAGGGAACGAUUCACAGGUGCCGCGGAAUUGUAAGGCAUGCACUAAGCCCGACGAAUACGACGACAUGGUGGCCUGCGAUGUCUGUCAUGAAUGGCAUCAUUAUUCUUGCGCUCAGGUUGAUGCCACAGUUCAAGAUCGAGGUUGGAAAUGUGCAUCCUGUGAACCCCCUAAAAGUGUUACCACCGAAUAUCUUGCUGUUGGACAAGACGCGAUGGAUCCGACGGAUCCGAAUAAAAAAGGUGCGAAACCCAAAGUACCAAUCUCGGCACCGGAUAACCUAACUGUACCAUCGAAGAAAGUAGGAGCGAAAUCGUCAACCGGUAGCAAAACCAGCCGGAAGACGAAGAAAGGCGAGCUCAGUACAACAUCUAGUGCCCGAAUACGACUGGAGCUGGAGCUGAAAGCCGUGGAAGAGCAGCAGAAAAUCCGAGAAGAAGAGCUAUCAGCAGAAAAGGAACUUCAGGACCUCGAAAGAAAGCUCGAGGAAGAAUUGCGCGAGAGGGAGUUGGCAAUCGAGGCGAAACGGAUCGUUGAAGCAAAGGCCGCCCUGAAGAAGCAAAUGGAAUUGGAACGUGAAUACCGAAAACAACAGAUGGCAAUCCGAAGGCAGUCCGAGGAAGAGAAGGUUAAGUUAAUCCGGCAGGCUUCCGAGUACGGUAGCAGCCGCGGCAGUCUGAUCGACACGGAUAUCGGCUCGAAGGACUUCGUGGAGGACUGGUUAACGAAGUCAGCGCCGCAGACAGCAGGAUCAAAGAAGGAGUUUAUAUCAGCAGACGACCCUAUCGGUGCUCCAAAGCAAGUAUUCCUCGAAGAGAAAACUAACCCCCACGCAGAAGCGAAUAUUAGGGCCACUAGGAGUUUAGAUCACCCCCCUCUAACAACGCCCAAUAAUGUAGUCUCGUCUCCAAUUAUCCCCACACGUACAUUGGUUAGUCAGGCAAUCAAAGAUCAGCAAGCUCGUACGAAUGACUUCGCUAAACGACAUUUCGUUGAUGAGUUCGAGCAACUGAAAGUGGGGGGACCUUCCAGAAUUCAAGCCAGUACUGGAACACAAAAUCAAAAACUGUUAUUCUGUGAAAUCGAUUGCGUUGAUGGUUUCGAAACCCGGGAUCGUAUUGUGGCUCGAGAAAGAGGGGUAAGUGAACGCCGUUUAAGUGAAAUGAGGUCGACUGAAAACGGGACUGGCUAUAGUGAUGAAAACCAAAGUGCUAGUGUGCGUCCAUCGGGUCCUCUUGGUACCGAUAACAGGAGGACAGUUGACGAUCGGGAUAAUCAAGCGGCAACCGGUCAAAGUGAGGAAGCAGUCGAAAAAAGAAGAGGACAACCGAUUCCGAGGAGUGCUCCAUCUGGUGGUGAUGAAAACUGCAGCGAAGAUUACGUGGAUGGUCCAACGAACCGGCAACUGGCUGCCAGACAGGUGAUGGGUAAAGAUUUACCUACUUUUUCGGGUAAUCCGGAAGAGUGGCCGAUUUGGAUAAGCAACUUUCGCCGGUCAACAUCCACGUGCGGAUUUUCUGAGGACGAAAACUUGAUUCGUCUUCAACGUUGCUUAAAAGGACCAGCACUCGAAGCAGUUCGCAGCAGAUUACUUUGCCCUGCCAGUGUUCCACACGUGAUCCGUACUUUGGAGAUGCGGUAUGGGCGACCAGAAACGCUUAUCCGUUCACUGAUGGAGCGAGUUCGUCGACUUCCUUCCCUAAGAAUCAACGACUUGGAUGGAAUAAUAGAGUUCGGCCUGGUUGUGGAUAACCUGGUGCAACACAUAAAGAAUGCUGGACAGCAGGCACAUUUAACUAACCCAUCAUUGCUACAUGAUCUGGUUGGCAAAUUGCCUGUCGACUACAAGCUGAAGUGGUCCGCAUUCAAGAGUAUGCGAGUCGACGUGGACCUGAGCACUUUUGGACAGUUCAUGUCAACGUUGGUGGAGCUCGCAUAUGACGUGGCAGACGAUUUUCCUAGCUUCGAGAAGGUUCCGGGACAAAAUCUGAAGAAUAGGGAACGAGCAUUUGUGCAGGCACAUAUGGAGCCCAUUUUGUCAUCAGAUAGCGAAUCAACUAGAAGCAGUGCUCCGAACACCCGGACUCCGAAGAAACCCUGUGCAGUAUGCAAGGCGGAAGGACAUCGGGUUGCGGAAUGCAGCCAGUUCAAAUCGAUGGACAUCGGAGGAAGAUUGAACGUGGUGCAGCAGAGCGGUAUAUGCCGGUCAUGUCUGAACUUCCAUGGCAGAUGGCCAUGCAAAACCGCUAAGGAAUGUGGUAUAAACGAUUGUCGACUGAAACAUCAUUAUCUGUUACAUUCUCCGUCAGCAGCUGUUCACACUGCGGUCUCAACGAGCCAUUUGAGUGAAGCGGGACCUCUGUUCAGAAUCAUUCCUGUCACGUUAUAUGGGAAAGGCUGCGAGGUGAACAUCUACGCUUUCGUGGAUGAAGGGUCCAAGAUCACGCUGUUGGAGGACACCGUGGCCGAUCAACUUGGGCUGACGGGAGCCACAGAACCUCUAAAUUUGCAGUGGACCGGUAAUAUAAAGCGAAGCGAACCAAAUUCGAGACGAAUCAGCGCUGAGAUUUCUGCCGAGGGAUCGACGAAGCAGUACCAACUAAUGAACGUUCGUACCGUGGGUGGACUGCUACUUCCGUCGCAGACGGUAAAUUACGAAGAAAUGUAUAGCCGUUACCCACAUCUUCGAGGUCUACCAAUACAAAGUUACGAGAACGUGUCACCAAAGCUCUUGAUUGGUCUUGACAACUUGAAGCUCACCGUACCGCUGAAAAUCAGAGAAGGCAGGUGGGUUGAACCGAUAGCCGCCAAGAGCCGCAUCGGGUGGAGCAUCUACGGAUGCGCGGCAACGCCAGCAUCGACGGUCGUGUGUGGGCUUCAUUUUGGAGGAUGGACCGAUCAAGAGUCAGAGCUCAACCAGUUGGUUCGUGACUACAUCACUCUGGACAAUAGCGGUGUAACGCAUCCUACUACACGUUUGGAGUCCAAGGAUGACGAACGGGCGAGAAUGCUGCUGCAGACAACAACUAAAAGAAUCGGCAGCGCCUUCGAGACGGGGCUCCUGUGGAAGGUAGAUGAUGUACGAUUCCCGAACAGCUACGGAAUGGCGUAUAAAAGGAUGUGCAGUCUGGAAAGGCGACUAAACCAGGAUUCAACACUAUACGAACGCGUCAGACAGCAGGUGCGAGACUACGAGUUGAAACAGUAUGCGCACAAAGCAACGCAUGACGAAUUAUCUACUACCGGUGCAGACCAAUGCUGGUACUUACCAUUGGGGAUUGUCAUGAACCCGAAGAAGCCGGAUAAGUUGCGGAUGAUCUGGGAUGCUGCGGCCAAAGUUGAUGGAAUUUCGCUCAAUUCAGCGCUGCUUAAAGGGCCAGAUUAUCUGACAUCUCUACCAGCGGUUAUUGGGAAGUUCCGAUUGUACCAGUUCGCUCUAACUGGUGACAUCAAAGAAAUGUUUCAUCGCAUUUUCAUCCGUCCACAAGAUCGGCAAUUCCAGAGAUUCCUGUUCCGAGAUAAUCCGCAACUAGAGCCGGUGACAUACGUGAUGGAUGUGGCCAUCUUCGGAGCUGCUUGUUCACCAAGUAGUGCUCAAUAUAUAAAAAAUGUGAACGCUAGUGAUUUCGAAGCGAAGCAUCCACGGGCAGCAGAUGCCAUCGUCCAUCGGCAUUACGUAGACGAUUACCUGGAUAGCUUCGGAACGGUCGAAGAAGCGGUAAAGAUCGGGAAGCAGGUGAAGGCUAUACAUGCUGAGGGCGGUUUCGAAAUCCGCAACUUCUUGUCCAACGAAGCGACGAUAGCUGCACGGGUCGGCGAAGAAUCACCGGAAGCAGAGAAAGAUAUUUGUGUGGAGAAAAAUGAGCGGAUUGAAUCCGUACUGGGCAUGAAGUGGAUUCCUGACAGUGAUACUUUCACUUUCUCUGUUUCUCUUAGAGACAAUCUACUGCAUGUUCUUGAUCUGUCGCAUGUGCCCACGAAACGAGAGGUGUUGCGUACAGUCAUGAGCUUUUUUGACCCUUUGGGAUUGAUUUCGUUCUUCCUGAUUCAUGGACGCACUAUGAUGCAGGACAUAUGGGCGACAGGAAUAGGUUGGGAUGACCCGAUCCCCGAAAAAGUUUUGAUGCAGUGGAAAAAAUGGGUUGGACUCAUCCCGAAGCUGAGCACCCUCCGCGUUCCUCGUUGCUACCUCAGCGGAGCUAAAGAAAACAGCUAUACCAAUUUGCAGGUGCACGCGUUCGUCGGUGCAAGCCAGUCUGCGUACUCAUGCGCGGUAUUUUUCCGGGUGGAUACACCAGAAGGUCCUGCUGUAAGUCUUGUAGGAGCGAAAUCUAAAGUUGCACCGCUGAAGAUGCUAUCGAUUCCCCGUCUCGAACUCCAGGCUGCAGUUCUGGGAUGUCGUUUGCUCAACAGCAUAAUAGCAAUGCACGCACUGCCUGUGACGAAGCGUGUCCUGUGGUCUGAUUCCAAUACCGUUCUCGCUUGGAUUCGGUCAGAUCAGCGGCGAUACAAUCAAUAUGUUGGCUUCAGAGUCGGAGAAAUUCUUUCGAUGACGGACGUCAACGAGUGGCGGAAAGUACCUACAAAGGAGAAUGUUGCUGAUGACGCGACGAAAUGGGGAACUGGACCGGACAUCAGGACGGAGAACAGAUGGUUCCAAGGACCGGCAUUCCUCAAACAGCCGGAAUCAUCUUGGCCAGGAGAAAUUGAGCAGAUUCUUUCUACGGAGGAGGAGCUGGUGGCGUGCAAUGUUCACGAAGAAAUACCGACGGGGUUGCUGGACAUUGCUAGGUUCAGUAAAUGGGAGAAACUACAUCGUACCAUGGCAUACGUUCAACGAUUUAUUGACAAUAUACGGCGAUCUCGACGGAAUCAAGAGCGGAACCUGGGGGUUCUGAUGCAGGAGGAGUUGUUGGCGGCCGAAAGAUCGAUGUGGAUGCAAGCGCAAGCGGAGUGCUUCUCCCUAGAAGUACUGAUGUUGCAAAAGACAAAAAGGAGUUCAAAAGAUAUUGAUGGAGUCCUACCAAAAUCAAGCGUACUGUAUAAGAUCUGUCCAUUCAUUGAUGACACAGGAGUGAUGCGGAAACGAAGUCGCUUCGGGAAUGCUGAUUGGAUGCCGUUCCACAACAAGUAUCCGGUAAUUCUUCCUCGACAACAUCGCAUAACAUUUCUACUCGUUGAUUAUUACCACCGCAGGCUGCAACACCGCAAUCGUGAAACGAUUGUCAAUGAGAUGCGGCAACUCUACGAGAUUCCUAAACUAAGAUCAGUGGUGUUUAAGGUGGCAGAUACCUGCAUGACGUGCCGAAUUCGCCGAGCUAUUCCUAGUCCACCCCCUAUGGCACCGCUGCCGAAGGUCCGAGUGACGCCCUAUGUCCGACCGUUUACAUUCGUAGGUGUCGACUAUUUUGGUCCGGUGCUAGUAAAAGUCGGACGCAGCAAUGUCAAGCGGUGGAUAGCGCUUUUCACAUGCUUAACAAUUCGUGCGGUGCACCUGGAAGUUGUGCACAGUUUAUCCAAGGAGUCUUGUGUAAUGGCGGUGAGGAGAUUCGUGUCGCGACGCGGGGCACCGGCUGAAAUAUUUAGCGACAACGGUACAAACUUUCUUGGCGCAAGCAAUCAGCUCAAGCAGGAGUGUGACGAUCUGACUCAACACCUAGCAUCUACAUUCACCAACGCCACAACCCGGUGGUCUUUCAAUCCCCCCGGAGCCCCUCACAUGGGUGGGGCUUGGGAACGGAUGGUCCGAUCAGUCAAAGUAGCAGUCGGAGGCUUGCUAGACGCACAACGACGGCCAGAUGAUGAGGUCUUGGAAACGGUUAUGAUCGAGGCAGAAGCGAUGAUCAACUCGCGUCCAUUGACGUACAUACCAUUGGAGUCCGCGGAUGAGGAGUCUUUGACUCCGAACCACUUUCUGUUGGGAAACUCGAGCGGAGUGAAGCAAAUGCCGGUGAUGCCAACGGACUAUCAAGCGACACUGAGGAACAGUUGGAAGUUGGCACAGCACUUGUCAGAUGGAAUAUGGCGACGAUGGAUUCAAGAAUACUUGCCGGUGAUUUCAAGAAGAUCGAAAUGGUUCGAUGAAGUCAAGGAAAUAGCGGAAGGAGAUCUAGUGCUGGUCGUUGAUGGUGCGGUACGGAACCAGUGGAUAAGAGGAAGGGUUGAGAAAAUUGUGCGCGGCAGAGAUAGACGAGUACGACAAGCAUGGGUUCAGACUGCGAAUGGUACACUGCGGAGACCAGUAGUCAAGCUGGCUUUACUCGACGUCGAAGUUGAAGCUAAACCGGAAGCUGGACAGGAUGGUUUACGGGUGGGGGGAUGUGACGACGAGUACCCCUCGGCGCGUAACGAACAAAAAUUACGAUAG
Messenger RNA from Aedes albopictus (Asian tiger mosquito), 6375 nucleotides. RefSeq lists its product as uncharacterized. Gene Ontology annotation, molecular function: nucleic acid binding. The coding region runs from base 1 to 6375 and encodes 2124 amino acids. The record is from RefSeq and is a predicted model, not a curated record. Gene Ontology annotation, biological process: DNA integration. The transcript has a single exon. Lineage: Eukaryota; Metazoa; Arthropoda; Insecta; Diptera; Culicidae.